Molecule: messenger RNA, 1551 nt
Organism: Pelagomonas calceolata
Lineage: Eukaryota; Pelagophyceae; Pelagomonadales; Pelagomonadaceae
Source: the annotation of a GenBank genome assembly
AUGCUAGGCUCGCCCCUCGCCUCGCCCUCCGUCGACACGAACAGCUCGAGCCCCUUCAAGGACGCGCCGCCGACCGACCGGCCCUACAAGGACCUCACGGACCGGCAGACGCGCUACCAGAAGGCCGUCUGCGUCGUGAACGCGCCGGGCAAGUUCGCCGUGACGGGGACGCUGCUGAUGUGCCGCGGCCAGUGCUGCGUCUUGUUCGGGGACCAGGCGAACGCGCUCGUCCCCCGCGACGCCGGGCAGGCGACGGCCGUCUUCUAUAGCAACGGCGGGAGCGAGUCGACGGCGGAGGCGAAGCUCAUGCCGCACUUAUUGUGGUGUCCAAGGGCGGAGUUCGGGCUGAUUCUCUGUGCGGUGGAUGGGGAACCGUUACGAGCCCCGCGGGUCUGGCCUUUGGUGCCGUCCCCAGAUGCUUUAUAUAAGGGCGUUCGAGAAGCAAAUGGCGACGCGAAGAAGGCCCCCGAAUGCCAGCUAUACGGCCACAUUGACGGCGCGGCGAAGCGGUCCCUGACGCUUUACGUGGACGACUACGACCGCCAGUCGGACCGGAUCUACUUCCGGUUCGCGCCGCCCGUGGAAACGCACGGCUGCCCGAUAUUUUACGAGGGUAGGUGGGUCGGCAACGUCACGACGGAAACGGAGCCGAAUAGGUCCGUGGUCGUGCCGGGCGAGCACCGACCUUUGUAUGUCAAUAAGACUGAUAGAGGCAUCGGCGUCGGCGUGGUCUUAGCUUCUUUAGGCUGCGCCGGCGUGCCCGCGGAGCAGUGGCCGCCGGAGCCGCAGUCGGACUCCGACUCGGACGCGUCGGAGAACCGGCCGGCGACGCCGCCGCCAUUAAACACGCCGUUCGAGCGGCCGCGCCUGCCCGAGCCGGAGUUUAAUGGGUAUGCGGGCCACCACGUCUUCGACCGUAGUAAACGAGGGCGGAGCUACAUUGGUGGUUCUGGUAUUGCGUUGCGGGCGCGAUUGGGCGACGGCCCGCGCCACCGGCCACAAGGACGGGCGAGACACGACCGGCCGGCGCGCGCGAUCAAGGCGGUCCACGAGGCGAACAUCGAGGCUCUGGCGGAACUCCAAGCCGAGGACGACGACCCGAACUUUUUGAGAGAUUUGAGAUUUGCGCGCGGCUGGACGCUGGCCCACGUGGCCGCGACGACGGGCAACGGCGCGAUGCUCGUGCCGCUGGCGGAGUGCGGCGUCGAUUUGUGGGAGGCGACGCCGCUGGGCGACACCGUGGCGCACACGGCGGCCUACCACGGGUGCAUCGGGGCGCUGCGCGUGCUGAAGGCGCGGGGUCUGCCGAUCAACGCCGAAAAUAAUCGGGGCGAGCGGCCCGUGCACAAGGCUUUGCUGCGGCGCCACGAGGCGUGCGUCGCCUGGUUUAAAAGAAGACGCUGCGCCAUCCCCGUCCUGCCGAAGGCGGUCGACGAGGACGACGGCAGCGGCUUCCUGCCGCGGUCGGCGGUCGCCGUCGCGGCAUCGGUGCACGGGCCGCGGCCGGAAGUCGACCCGGCGGCGUUCCUGCCGGAGGCGUUUGGGCUCUAA